CUCCUCCCUCUCUUUUCCACGUCAAUCCGAUGGCGACGGUGUUCCCGAACGGUGAAUGGGGUCACCGAUCCCCCUUCCCGCUAGUGCCCCGCUCACCCUAAGUGCAAGGGCAGAAACUGAAAAGAAAUGAAAGACAGUGAUUGUGAUUGAUCAUCUAUAGAUUCAUUCAUACUCCGGUCCCCUCACUAUAACCAGAUCAAAAGAACGAAUACGCUUCUUCUUCACUAACAAUAAACUUCAACCAUGGGGACCAGAGACAAACCACCGUUGCUUUCACACUACUCUAAUGGCUUCUCGAAAACAAAAAUCAACGCCAGAUUGACCGCCAUUGAACCACCAUUACUUUUUCUGUUUUCUUCAUCAAAAGCAGAGAAAGCUGAUCCCCUUUCUCUGCACCAGAAAGCUCGAAAACAACAUUUUGCACUUCUUCCGUUACGUCAUUUUCCGUCAACGUUCGAUGAGAUUAUAAAACGUUCUAUUUAGUUGAUUUCUUCAUCAGAUCUGGUGCAAUCGAUGGAGGAACAUGUCGAAACGAGUUUCCAGUCGUUUCAGUUUGUUGAUGAUCAGAUUCAGAGCAUGAUUUUAGCGCAACCUGUGCAGGAGAUUAACAAUUCGUUUACGAAUCUUCUAGAUCUAUCGCCAAAUCAAGCGGUGAAGCUCCUACACUCGCCGGACGGCUUCUGUUCCGUGUUUCCGGUGAUGGAGAUGACGUCAGCGUCUGAUCUACCGCUUUCGAGCCCUAAUUUCUGCAAUCCGGUGAAACGAGAGCCAAUCGAAACAGGUUUUUUGCAUGAUUCUCCAUCGAUUUUUACAGAUUUGAUCAAAUCGAAAUCAAGUUCAACGAAACGGAAUAAACGAGAGAAGGUGCGAUCGGUGAAGAAGAUGAAAAAUGAUACGAAAGCGAAUGAGGGAGAGAAGGUUGAGUACAUUCAUGUUCGUGCUCGGCGAGGUGAAGCAACAGAUAGUCAUAGCUUAGCCGAACGAGCAAGACGAGAGAAAAUCAAUACUCGGAUGAAGCUUCUUCAAGAACUGGUCCCUGGCUGUAAUAAGAUUUCUGGUACAGCAAUGGUGCUUGAUAAGAUAAUCAGUCAUGUACAAUCCCUGCAACAUCAAGUAGAGUUCUUAUCAAUGAAGCUGGCUGCUGUUCAACCUGAUGUUGAUAUCAACUUAGACAAUUUAAUUGCUUCAGAGAGUGGAUCACCAAUGGAGUCUAAUUUCACGGGCAUGGUCUCACCAUCAUUGUGGGUUGACGGGCAAGUCGGUGUGAACACACAACAAUAUGGUGAACCCGGAUUGAAAUCUUGAUGUGCUUGUGAUAGAAUCUUUGUUUGGGCCGAUUGUCGGUUGCAAAUAGUUAUGCCGAUUGUUGUUGAAGUUAGGUAGCUAGCUGUUCAUAUGUUGGUAGAAAUUGAUGUAGAGAGGAAGAUUGAUUAUUCAUUUGUGUUGCAAAGUUUGAAGCAACUUCAAGAAAUUUAAUCCAAGGUUCACAUGAACUCAAUAUUCA
This is a messenger RNA of Helianthus annuus (common sunflower), 1504 nucleotides long. Its product is annotated as transcription factor bHLH48. Gene Ontology annotation, molecular function: protein dimerization activity; DNA-binding transcription factor activity. The transcript has 6 exons. Gene Ontology annotation, cellular component: nucleus. The record is from RefSeq and is a predicted model, not a curated record. Gene Ontology annotation, biological process: regulation of DNA-templated transcription. The coding region runs from base 514 to 1305 and encodes 263 amino acids. NCBI's taxonomy places the organism in Eukaryota, Viridiplantae, Streptophyta, Magnoliopsida, Asterales, Asteraceae.